Messenger RNA from Liolophura sinensis, 2034 nucleotides. RefSeq names its product estrogen-related receptor gamma-like. The transcript is spliced from 7 exons. Lineage: Eukaryota; Metazoa; Mollusca; Polyplacophora; Chitonida; Chitonidae. The record is from RefSeq and is a predicted model, not a curated record. Gene Ontology annotation, molecular function: nuclear steroid receptor activity; steroid binding; sequence-specific DNA binding. Gene Ontology annotation, cellular component: nucleus. Gene Ontology annotation, biological process: regulation of DNA-templated transcription. The coding region runs from base 413 to 1822 and encodes 469 amino acids.
GCCAGUAAAGUGAUGUCUGUAAGGCGCUCUGCAAGUCUUCACCGCCUCACUUACCUCUAAUUAUCACGUAACAUCGACGUCGUCGAUGCAACAUUCAUGGUGUAAGAUCAUCGGGAAUUGCUAACUUCCACGCAACAAGCUUUAGUGACAAAACAUUUUAUAUUUGAGGAUUGUCGGCAUACGCCGGUACUGGUUUCGCUUGUUGGAGAUUUCCCCGCGGGUCGAGUUUAUUAACACGAGUGAAGUGUGCUGCAGAGACCAGUGCUCUCGUUUCACAAAUUAUUACACUCGGACCAUGACAUAGUUUACCGCACGUGUGUUGCUCAUUAAUUGUGGACAAGUUGGUUUUCAACUAACAGCUGUUCUCUAGAAGUGACCGUUCACCGCUGUCAACCUGGAGGACUUACUAGCCAUGCCAGUGUCCCUUACCAUGGACCUGGACAUGAAUAUCAAAUGUGAACCCGGCAGUCCGUCCUUCUUUGGUCGCUGUUCCCAGCAGUCUCUGGACGACAGCUUCCUGGGCCGUGAAGUUCUGCCUGACUAUAGCAACCAUGGGGAUUACAGCCCUGACCACACCUACCAGACAGACAACAAGGAUUUGUUACAAAGUAUUGACACCUGCAGCUCUCCUAGCAGCACAGAGGGCUGUAAAACAGACUACUGCUCCAGUUCGCUGUCUUCUGACCAGGAGAAUGCAGACAGCCCCAAGAAAAUCUGUUUAGUUUGUGGUGAUAUAGCAUCAGGUUAUCACUAUGGGGUGUCCUCUUGCGAGGCCUGCAAAGCCUUCUUCAAAAGAACCAUUCAAGGUAAUAUUGAAUACUCUUGUCCAGCCAGCAGUGAUUGUGAAAUAACAAAGAGGAGACGAAAAGCCUGCCAAGCCUGUAGAUUUCAAAAAUGUCUCAACGUUGGUAUGCUCAAAGAAGGUGUGCGAUUGGACAGAGUACGAGGCGGCCGUCAGAAGUACAAACGAAGCCCAGACUCACAAGUGAUCGUUGUUCAUCAACAGUUGCAUCAUUCACGACAGCAGAACAACCAUCAAUCAUCACAACAACAACAGCAGUCGCAGCAGCAGCAACAACAACAACAACACACACCAUAUCAGCAGAUCAUAGCUCCUGCGAAAAAAUUCUGCACUGAAGAGAACAAACUGUUAUCAGCUCUCUUGUCGGUGGAAGCUCAGCUAGACCGGUUACUGGCCCUUCCUGAUCCCAGCAUGCCCGAUGAUGAGGUGAAGUUCAUGUCCGUCAUGUCAGAUCUGGCAGACCGUGAGCUCGUACUGACCAUCAGUUGGGCAAAACAGGUGCCAGGGUUCGUGAACCUGUCAUUGAGUGAUCAAAUGAACCUGUUACAACACUCCUGGCUGGACAUCCUCUGUUUUAACCUGUCCUACAGAUCAACUCCAUACAAUGGACAGUUGGUUUUCGCUGACGACUUCAAGCUCUCCCAAGAGAAAGCCAGUUUAUUCAAGAGCCCUGUGGAUUUUGACCACUUGAGUCGAAAGUUAGCCAAGAAAGUAACCUUGCUUGGAGUUACCACUGAAGAAUAUGUCCUUAUAAAGGCCCUGGUGCUAUGUAAUCCAGAUGCCAAUGUGGAGAAUGAAGAGGCAGUCCACCAAUUUCGAGACAAGAUACAGGACUGCUUGAUUGACUACGUCAAGCGGCGGAGUGGCGGGAACAUGCGCAGGGUGGGAAACAUUCUGCUGCUCUUACCAAUACUCACACAAAUCAAAUUACUGGCCAAGAAAUACUGGUUUGAUGUGAAGAAAGAUGGACGUGUACCAAUGCAUAAGCUUUUCCUGGAAAUGCUUGAGGCGGAUUCUUGAUAAAAAAAAGUCCAAUUGGUUAACCUUUGACCUUUAGAUAUCCAGGAGGACUACAUGCCCCAGAGCAGAAAAUUGCCAUGGAGUGUGUACAUUGAGCAUGAAGAUUUGUUAUGUUAAUGUUGACAGUGGUAUGCCAAAAUUGUAGAUGCUACGAGUUGUGAUGGCUAUGGGAGAACCUGCAGUUUGAGAAAUAUAUAUAUAUAUAUAUAUAU